Molecule: messenger RNA, 948 nt
Organism: Arabis nemorensis
Lineage: Eukaryota; Viridiplantae; Streptophyta; Magnoliopsida; Brassicales; Brassicaceae
Source: the annotation of a GenBank genome assembly
AUGGAGGAGCAUCUGAUGAAAGAAGGGAGGUCUCUGGCAGAGACACCGACUUACUCUGUUGCUUCGGUUGUUACUGUUUUGGUCUUUGUUUGCUUUCUCGUAGAACGAGCCAUCUACAGAUUUGGAAAAUGGUUAAAGAAGACUAGAAGAAAAGCACUUUUUGCUUCUCUGGAAAAGAUGAAAGAAGAGUUGAUGUUGCUGGGACUUAUAUCGCUGCUGUUGUCACAAAGCGCGAGAUGGAUUUCAGAAAUAUGUGUAAACUCUUCCCUUUUCAACAGUAAAUUCUACAUUUGCUCUGAAGAGGAUUAUGGAAUCCAUAAGAAACUUCUGGAACACACUUCUUCUUCAAACAAAACUUCCUUAGCUCAUCACGGAAUACAUGGAGCCUCACAUCGAUGUGGUCAUGGCCGCGAACCAUUUGUGUCGUAUGAGGGUCUCGAGCAACUCCUGAGAUUCUUAUUUGUCCUGGGUAUCACUCACGUUUUAUACAGUGGCAUUGCCAUUGGUUUAGCCAUGAGCAAGAUUUACAGUUGGAGAAAAUGGGAAGCCCAAGCAAUCGUAAUGGCUGAAGCAGAUAUCCAUGCAAAGAAGAAAAAGGUGAUGAUGCGGCAAUCUACAUUUGUCUUCCAUCAUGCCUCUCAUCCUUGGAGUAACAAUCGUUUUCUAAUCUGGAUGCUUUGUUUCCUGCGGCAGUUUAGAGGCUCCAUUCGGAAGUCUGACUACUUCGCACUUCGGUUAGGUUUCCUCACUAAACAUAACUUGCCAUUCACAUACAACUUCCAUAUGUAUAUGGUACGGAGCAUGGAAGAUGAGUUUCAUGGCAUUGUUGGAAUCAGCUGGCCGCUUUGGAUUUACGCUAUUGUAUGCAUCUGCAUAAAUGUUCAUGGCCUGAAUAUGUACUUUUGGUUAUCAUUCAUUCCUGCCAUUGUAAGUAAACAAAGCAAGUAA